This is a messenger RNA of Prinia subflava (tawny-flanked prinia), 4384 nucleotides long. It is a transcript of the gene CWH43, whose product is annotated as cell wall biogenesis 43 C-terminal homolog. The record is from RefSeq and is a predicted model, not a curated record. Gene Ontology annotation, biological process: GPI anchor biosynthetic process. Gene Ontology annotation, cellular component: endoplasmic reticulum. Lineage: Eukaryota; Metazoa; Chordata; Aves; Passeriformes; Cisticolidae.
CGCGGUCCGGCCAUGCGGGCUGUGAGGGGCACGGAGAGCACGGUGCGGCCGUGCGGGCUGUGAGGGGCACGGAGAGCACGGUGCGGCCGUGCGGGCUGCCCGCCCCCGCCGCGGGGACGCGGCUCCGUGAGGUGGGACGGGACGGGCGGCAGCGCCGCGCCCUCCCAGGCACUCGGGACUCGGCUCCCGGUGAGAGGGACGCAGCCCCGCCGAGCCGGGCAUCGCCGCGGGCGAUGUUGCCUCUGUGGAAGGCCGUGCUCUCGGAGAGUGUCCUGGGUUACAUUUCUUGGUCUCUUUACCAUGCGCUGCCACCAAUUAUCUACUACUUCCCACUUCAGACACUGGCACUCACAGGCCUAGAAGUUUUUGCUGUUGCCUUCUUUUCCCCAGUAUUGUUGACCAUUGGCCCUUUUUGGAGGCUGGCUAACAAUGAGUAUGUCCUGGCCUUUCUGAGGUUGACUAUGGUUGGAAGCUUAGCAUCAUACCAUGCACCAAAUGCUGCAGUUAGACUACUCAUCUUGGCUGCUGGUGUUUCUUCUUCACUGCUGGUUCAAACAGUAACAUGGUGGUCAGGAAACAGUUUACAAAGGUUCAUCAGGAUAUGGGGCUUCAUGCUAGGCAAGAUAAUGCUCCUUGUUCUUCGUAUCCUGUACACGUCACUCAAUCCAGUCUGGAGCUCACGAGUUGCCAAUACUGUCAUACUGGUGAUUGGUUUUAUAGUAGCAGUGGAGCGAAUUCAUUCAGGUGGAGACAAGAAGAAACAAGAAAUGAACAAAACUGGUAAUGUGGUUAGAGAGACUGCUUCCCAUCCUCAUUGGUUUUUAUCAGGGAUUGCUUUUGGCAGCCUCACGUUCCUCACUCUGUGGAUAUUUGGGGAGGUUUCAUUAAUUUCUAGAUGGGCAGUAAGUGGACAUCCCCACACAGGUCCAGAUCCUAAUCCAUAUGGAGGUACAGUUCUGCUGGGCCUUGCUCAUGGACUGAUGCUUUCAUUUUGGAGCUGGUCUUCUGUCAUCAGUUUUGCCUUGUUUCUCAUAGGUUUGGCAUCUUCAGCUGGUCUCCUUUAUUUACAUACCUGGAGUGCUGCUGUUGCAGGCACCGUUCUUGGCAUCUUUACUAUGUGUGUGUGGCCUCAACUAGCUGGACGCUUUGUUAGCUGCCUGCAUCCUGGGAAAGCCAUGAGUACAGCCAUGGUUGCCUACGUUCUUGAAUUAUUCUUCUGUGUGUGGUGUACAGCCUAUAAAUUUGUACCUGGAGGAGUUAGAGAAAGCUCCCAUCUUCUUCUAGGUUUUAUAAUGUUAUGUAUUGGGGUAGACUUUCUAACAGGACCCAAGAAAGACCUUAGCUCUGUCUUUGAAGUGAAAAGCAAUCAAAAAACAUUCUUCAAAAGGAGUAAAAACUAUAUUAAACUACUAUUGUGGCUGUUUGUUGGUGUUGGUUUGCUUGCAAUGGGUUUAUGUUAUAAAACUUACCAGAAGAAGUUGGGCCAAGGGGUUCCAAAAAGAGAUUUCUCUGCUAUGAUCUGGCCUUUUAGAUUUGGAUAUGACAAUGAAGGAUGGUCUAAUUUGGAAGGAUCAGCUAAUCUGCUUAAUCAGACAGAAGCAGAUUUUAUCACUAUUAUAGAGAGUGAUGCCUCUAAACCAUUCAUUGGAAACCAUGAUCCAACAAUGUGGCUGGGAGAAAGACUGGGAUUUUAUACAGAUUUUGGUCCAAGCACAAGAGAUCACACUUGGGGGAUUAUGGCACUAUCCAGGUAUCCAAUUGUAAAAUCGACCCAUCACCUCCUUCCAUCUCCAGAGGGAGAGAUUGCACCUGCCAUCUCCCUGACUGUCAACUUCACAGGGAAGCUGGUGGAUUUUGUUGUCGCUCACUUUGGAAAUGAAGAAGAGGACUUGGACAGAAAACUCCAAGCAAUAGCUGUUUCAAAACUGUUGAAGACUAGCUCUAAGCAAGUUGUAUUUCUGGGAUACAUCACUUCAGCUCCUGGAUCCAGAGACUAUACUGAAUUAAUAAAAAAUGGAAAUGUGCAGGAUAUUGACAGUACAGAUCGGGACAGAUGGUGUAGCUAUAUUAUGUAUCGUGGAAUAAUAAGGCUUGGUUAUGCCCGCAUAUCUCAUGCUGGUUUAAGUGAUUCAGAAGUCCAGAUGGCCAAAUUUAGAAUCCCAGAUCACGUGGAUAGCUAUGUUGAUAAUGACAGAAUUGUCACUGAUCCCAGUCAGGUUCCUGAGGACAUCCACUUCAAUCCCAGGUUUGGAUCUUAUAAAGACAGACAUAACUAUAUGCCUAUUCAUCACUUUCAUAUGAGCACUCCUAAAUACUUUAAACGGACAAAUUAGAGCAAGAAAAUAAAGUUAUUGAGACCAACAAGAAAGGUUUGUUGCUUGAAACUGCAUUGGCAGCCAAAAAGACUCCACUGUUUGAGGAUGAGCAACUCCCAUGCUGCACAACACUGUGAAUGUCUAUGUAUUAAUCGGUAACUUUCUUCUUUGAUGAGCUGCUACCACUGUGAGGGAGGGAAGAUGCAUGAAUUUUGGUAAACUAGUAUCUACCAGGCCAGAUACCUGCUUUGUAUGCAAGAAAGCAAGGGUGGGAACUUGCUUUGGCAACAACUUCUUCAGCUUUUGUGGAGGUAUCACUUAUCAUAAAGUUUCUGAGUGCUUUGCUGCUAUUGCAAUAAAAAGCUUGGCCUUAGGUUUUUCAAAAUAGGAAUGGAAUGAGUCUGUUUUUCAGCUGGGAGAUAUGCAGUAAAUAACCGUCUGAAGUGUGCACAUUUUCAACUCAAACAGUAUUUACAUCUGCUGCUAUUCUUCAUUUUAUUCUUAAAUGAGUUUUACAACAAUUUGCAGAUAGUUGAUAUUCAUAAUACUGGAAAAAAAGAGGUGACUUUUGUAGACUUCAUUUUAUUAACUGGACUUCAAUGCUUUUACAAAGGGAAGAGCAGAGUACCUCUGAAUAAUUAUGGUUAUGAGACUCCUACAUGAACACACUGAUAAAGAAUUUAAAACAAUCAUGCUCAACAUAACAAUCUGUCUGAGAAGGGAGAAAAGUUGGUUGUAGCUUUUAUUUAAAAGAAACUGUAAUGAAGGGGGGAAAAAAUAAGAAAGCUUUGUUUCUUUGCUACGCUGCACUUCAGUAGGACUAGAGAUGCUACUUUUUUGACCUAGGAUGUGAAUUCCCUGUUAUGCAAUGCACGUGACACAGUGUAAAAUGUUGUGUUGUCUGAGAGCCUCUUGGCAACGUCUUUUAUAUUUAGCUCCUGAUCCUUCAGUAUACGUGCAGAGCUUCCCUUUAUCAAUGAGGACAUCUUCAGUGUUGUCCAAAGGAUAUUUCCUGCUUGUGAGAAACAUAUUAGAUAAUUUAAGUGAUGCAUUCCGUUUGGAAAUCAUAUUUGCGAAGUUGGUAUUUAAUACUAUGUGUCUUUCCAGUAAUAUCUAAGCAUACCAUUCCUGAAAGGAAUAGGAUAUGUUACAGGAAAGAGGGUGGAUUUUUUUUCUCCCUCUAAUUCUUCACCAUAUACUUUUAAGAACAGCUUGAGUUUACUCAAUUUUAUUGUUUCUCUAUGUAAGCAAAUACAGGAUGCAUUUUUACCCAGGGCUUCUUGUUUGAUGGAGUCAGGCAAUUGCUGUCAGCACCACACUUGUUGCUUUAUUCUGGUCACCUAUCAUUUUGCUCCCUUGUUUUUAGAGCUGUGUUUCUGAGAGUGAAACUGAUCACUGGUCUUUGUGGACAGAGGAUGUCUGAAACGCAGUUAAAAGUCUCAGUGGUUAUGUAUUCAUCAUCUCAGAUGUAACUGACAAUUAACCAGCCAUUGUUGAACGAAUUUCUCACCUAUGGGUGCUUUGUGUGUCUUUACAAGCCCUCUGAACUUGUUCUUUGUGUGACUCUCCAGCAAGACAGGAUAAAUUACAUUGUGGAGUGAUAAAAAUUAUUUUCUUGCAGUUUUUGCAAUUUUCUUCUGCAAACACCAGUAGCUCUUAUCUCUUUUUUCUCCCAGCUUGCAAAAGCAGCUGGCACUGGCACCAGUAUUGCACAGUGCUCUGAGUAUCCUCAUUUAUUUUCAGCAUGCUCUCAUGCUAGCUCUGGUGCACAUCCAGCCACAGGUUUGCCUUUUCAGUCUGUAGAAUACAUAACAUUAUCUUGCCACAUUACUUAACACUGUCCACAGGCUGACUCUGCAAAUACCUUGUAAUGUGAGCAGUUUAUUAAUGUGAAAUGCAAGAAAUUAUAUGUAUAAGUACAAAAAGCUUGAAAACUCCUAUUUUUUUUUAACAAUGAGGAUAUUUUUCAAGAAGCCAGACAGCUUGACUGGCAUAACAUGACUUACAUAACAGAUCAGAUUAUAAAUCAUAUCUGUAUGUAAUCUUCAAAGUCUCUGAGCUUACUUUGA